CUGAAAAAAAUGUUUACUCCAUAGAUAAAAUGCAUUAUUAGACAUUUUGAGAUGAAGAAGAAUACUCAUACCAUGGCGUCCUGCUUCCACCCUUCUGCUAUGGCUACAAACCGCCGCGAAGAAGACUCCAUCAUACUUUUCUCAGCAUCAAACUCUCCUGAUGAGUUCUCCUCAGCCUCCUCUUCAUUUUCAUCUUCACCACUCCCAACCCCUGACCGCUACUCCUUAACCGUCACUAACCUCUCCUACACCAUCCAUCACACCCCAAUACUCAACUCUGUGUCAUUAGCUGCUGAGUCCUCUAAAAUCCUGGCCGUGGUUGGACCGAGUGGAACAGGAAAAUCCACCCUUUUGAAGAUCAUAUCAGGAAGAGUAAACCACAAGGCACUGGAUCCAUCUUCCGGGAUUUUGAUAAACAAUCGUAAAAUCACUGACUACAAUCAGCUACGCAGGGUGUGCGGGUUUGUACCGCAGGACGAUGAUCUGCUGCCUCUGCUUACCGUGAAAGAGACGUUAAUGUAUAGCGCCAAAUUCAGUUUGAGAGAUUCAACGGCUAAGGAAAGAGAAGAAAGAGUUGAGAGCUUGUUGAGUGAUCUAGGUCUUGUUCUUGUCCAAGACAGCUUCGUUGGAGAAGGAGACGAAGAGGAUCGUGGCGUCUCGGGCGGAGAGCGGAAGAGAGUCUCUAUAGCCGUUGAGAUGAUCCGUGACCCACCCAUUCUGCUUCUUGACGAACCAACCUCCGGUUUGGAUAGUCGAAACUCGCUUCAGGUCGUUGAGCUUUUGGCUACUAUGGCUAAAUCCAAACAGAGAACUGUCCUCUUCUCCAUCCAUCAGCCUAGCUAUCGUAUACUUGAUUACAUCUCCGAUUACUUGAUUCUCUCCCGCGGAUCGGUUAUUCACUUUGGGAGUCUUGAACAUCUCGAGGACUCGAUAGCGAAACUAGGGUUUCAGAUUCCAGAACAGCUGAAUCCGAUAGAAUUCGCCAUGGAGAUAGUUGAGUCCUUGAGAGAUUCGAAGCCAGACUCGGUAACCGCCAUAGAAUCAGCAUCCAUCUGGCCUGAAAACAACGAAAACGAUGUGAUUACCGCAAAGAAACAAGAGUUGCGUGUCCUUGACGUCACCGAGAUCUCAUAUCUCUGUUCGAGGUUUUGCAAGAUCAUCUACAGAACAAAGCAACUAUUUCUGGCGCGAACGAUGCAAGCGGUUGUAGCUGGAUUAGGUCUAGGAAGCGUCUACACGAGGCUCAAGCGUGACGAAGAAGGCGUAGCCGAGCGGCUUGGUCUAUUCGCUUUCAGCUUAAGCUUCCUCCUCUCUUCAACAGUCGAAGCACUUCCCAUUUACCUCCGUGAGCGUCGCGUCCUGAUGAAAGAAUCGUCUCGUGGAUCAUACAGGAUCUCAUCCUACAUGAUCGCCAACACUAUUGCCUUCGUACCGUUCCUCUUUGUUGUAUCUCUCCUCUUCUCCAUCCCAGUCUACUGGAUCGUUGGCCUAAACCCGUCGAUGGAAGCCUUCUCCUUCUUCGUCCUCUGCGUCUGGCUCAUCAUCCUCAUGGCUAGUUCUCUGGUGCUCUUCCUCAGCGCAGUUUCUCCUGACUUCAUCUCCGGAAACUCGCUCAUCUGCACCGUUCUUGGAGCUUUCUUUCUCUUCUCCGGAUACUUUAUCCCCAAAGAGAAGAUCCCUAAACCAUGGAUGUUCAUGUACUACGUGUCGCUGUACCGUUACCCGCUGGAGUCGAUGGUGGUGAACGAGUACUGGAGCAUGCGAACAGAGUGCUUCUCUGGUGGGGACUCGGGCUGCUUGAUGACCGGAGAGGAUGUGUUGAAGAAGAGAGGGCUUGACAAGGACACGAGGUGGAUCAAUGUCGGGAUCAUGCUUGCCUUCUUCGUGUUUUAUCGAAUCCUCUGCUGGGGGAUUCUACUCAGAAAGGCUUCCAAGUCAACCCAUUAAUGAUUUCACUGUACAAUGCAUUUAUUUACUGUAUAUCGUGUCCAAAGAUACAGUUUUAACAGUCUUUCAGAUAUGUAUACUACUUCUUUGACAGUUUCUGACAUGGGUUUGGUCAAGAACAAUUUGUAGGCAAAACUGGCAUAUUACAGGUUUCAAAUGCAAAGAAAGCUAAACUUAUGUAUGUGUUCAAGUUCUGUUCUAUGCUCUUUUUACUUGGGAGUAGUAAACUUUAGAUUUUCAACAAGGAUAGGUACUCUUAUAUGAUUGGUUUGUAAAAGCGUCUCACAUACUCAGGAAGGACAAGCAUUUCAAAUGUUUUCAAAAACAAAUCAUGUUUCAUUUAACACAUGUCCCUUUUUAUUCAUUACCAAUUGCAAAGGUCUCGCACACCUUAUGAUGAUGGUUCCACUUAAGACUGACACAGCAAAACAGAGAAAAGUUUGAGACAGACAUAGAACCAAGCUGAGGAAAAGCAAAGCAAAACAAUCCAAGAGAGAAACAUAGCUGCAAGAGGACGGACAGCUAACAACAUUCAUACGCCAAAAGAAAGACAAAAGAAAAAAAAAA
This is a messenger RNA of Camelina sativa (false flax), 2514 nucleotides long. RefSeq names its product ABC transporter G family member 23. Gene Ontology annotation, biological process: transmembrane transport. The record is from RefSeq and is a predicted model, not a curated record. Gene Ontology annotation, cellular component: membrane. Lineage: Eukaryota; Viridiplantae; Streptophyta; Magnoliopsida; Brassicales; Brassicaceae. Gene Ontology annotation, molecular function: ABC-type transporter activity; ATP binding; ATP hydrolysis activity.